AUGAGUGUGUCCACCCUCUACACUGGGAGUGGUGUGACGGUUAAGACGGCGUUAUGUGUAAAGAGUUUACACGGGAGCAUCGAUCCCAUCUUGCCCACCUCCUCUCCCCAAUCAGAUUGGUGUGUACAAGAGAUACAGGAUUACAAAAGUAAUAGCGUUUAUAUCUCCAUAAUGUCCAAUUUUGGCAAACACACACCCUUCCCUUCCACUUCAUAACCACACUUCCUCCCUCCUAAUUUUCUCUCCUCUCUUCUUUCUCCUAAUCAUCUCUCGUCCUGCCUCCCUCCUCUCUCCUCCAUAAGUAUAUUGUAGGUGAUGGCAUCCGGCUGGCAGCUGCCAACCAUUCCAACUCCAGCCAGAGGAGCAGCUUGCCACUACUAGCGCUAGCCAAAUUACACUGAUUAGUAUUAUGGAGCAUGUUGCCACCCCACCACUAGCCUAUGCCUGGCUUACUGAAUGACUCUUGCCUUUGAAGAGCGAUCUGUCUGUCUCCACACAUUUGAGAACAGUACGUGUCAUCACUUGGAAAAUGGAAUAGACAGCAACGAGCUGAUUUGACUCUUUAGUGGGUCUGGUAUUGCAUGGGCUCAGCUAAUUCUCCUGUGUGUAAUUCCCAUUUCCCAGUCAUGUUUGUCUACUGCAUCAACAUGGUGGAUGAUUGUGUUCACAGGAGAACGGCACUCGGAGGCACAGGCUUUCCCAGUCAGCCCCUGAUAAGGCAUCUGUGCUCCCCUCCCACCCCUCAGUUAUUGGGUUUUGUCUAGAAAGGAUACAGCUUUUGUCAAUUGACUUUUCGUAGCACGUUUAGAACUUACGCAGCAGGUUAGGAUAAUUAUAGUAGCAAGUUAGGAGAAUUAGGUUACGGUUAGGAAAAGGGUUAGGGUUAGCAACUUUUGAUGUCAAAUUUGACAAAAGCUGUAUCUCAUCUAGACAUGACCCAGUUACAGCCUUACCCAAUCAGUCCCAACCCUAUUUAUCCUCCUUUCACUCAUUGAUUACUUCCACCCAGUAAAUUCUGCUUUCAUUUAGUAAUUUCCCUGUAUACCAAUUCCUUCAUUCAUCUAUCAUCCUUUAAUCUAUUUAUCUAUCCACCCACCAAUCUAUUAUUAGGCUAUUGCUGUACCUAGGGCUGCCAGGGUAUAUAGAUAAUUUGUAAUUAGUAGUGCCUCUCUUGAACUGCCACUCCUGCUGCAGUGGUGGAAUUUUGGCAUUUUAUUUUAGUAUUCUAUUCUCUGUGACGUUUUGUAUACUAACAAGGACAUAAUUCCAACAGUGUUUUCCCAGCUCUGUGUGUGUGUGUGUGUGUGUGUGUGUGCCGAGAGUGAGACUGAACUGAACCCUCUGACAUCCAAAUGUUGAUCUUCUACUCGGAUACUCUUAUCCCCGCUUCCCCAGAGAUCCCUGAAUAAACUCAGUGCACUGUCUAUAGACCGCAUCAUCUCUGUACGACCUUGUGUCAUUUGGAUGAGAGAGACCAGGCAGGGGGAAGUUGCGGUCAAAGUCGAGACUUUCAUACCUUGUACUAUAUAGUGUUGUGUGAUCAGAGGUGCGUACGUACAUUAUUGUGGUUUGGAAAAGGUUGACUAGUAUUUAGCACAGCCUUACCUCACUGUUGCGUUAUCACUAUUGGUAUCAGGCAGCAGUCAUAAGACUGGGUUCAGAUGAGAUGAUUGGGUUGGAAACCGGGACCCAAUGGCAUCCCAGCUGCCACCAAGAUGCUAAAUGACCACUGAAAUUAGACCACGUCAGUUGUCAGUCUUGUCUAUAUAUUCUAUGAUGUUCUCAUCUCACCCCCUCUCUCUUUUCUCCACCCUCUCUUGCAGCUGAAACUUAUAGAUCGAUCCAUCGUUAUCCGAGACAUUGUGCGGCGGAUGAAUUCUAACGUAAGCGGAGCUCCCUCUCCUGUCGUAUCACUACACUGUGUUAGCUGAUGACACCCUACAUGACUGUCGUACCAACACAGGAUGACUGUACAAGCUGCAGUGUUUGAUGUAGAAUGUGCUAACAUGCCUUUAUCAGAAUGCGCUUUCAUGCCCUCUUUGUUAUAAUAGGGACUGAUGCAAGCACAUUGACAUAUUGAGUAAACAUUUUAGCGUAUGUGUAGCUAAUGAGAAUUUUCAACACCUGUCCCUUGGUUGUAUUUCUUGAGUUGAGUUGACUAGUGAUAGAAAACUUAAAUUAAAACGCACCGACAGAAAUUGGUGCAUUGUUUUUAGAUAGUGUCAGGGUGAUGGUGAUAUGGUAACCCUUGUCUUGGUUGUGGUUUCCAGGACAACCAAUGUGGCAUCGUGACCAACAUCGACAUAGAGUGUGCUGUAAAAGCUAGUGGGGACCAACUGUGUCCUGUACCCCGUCAACAGUAAAGACCUACAUCACAUCUGGGUAAGAAAAACCAGAGAUACCAUAGUAUUCACUUGACCACCCUAUGUCCACAGAGGAGUUACAAGAUGGAAGCAUUACCACAUGUGAUUUAUCAAAUUAAUUUGUAAUUUAUUAUUUUUGUUAUGAUUUAUAUUUUAAUUAACCAUUUGCUUACAUAUACUCAUUUAAUUAGGCUAUUCAAUUGUCUUGUCCUUCUCGAGUAUCUCCCAUAGUAGCCUAUGCCUUGAAGGUCGUCCAUAAUUUACUCCUUAUUCUUUGGUAAAGAUAGAGAUGCAUACAUACAUACAUACAUACAUACAUACAUACAUACAUACAUACAUACAUACAUACAUACAUACAGUACCAGUCAAAAGUUUGGACACACCUACUCAUUCAAGGGUUUUUCUUUGUUUUGACUAUUUUCUACAUCGUAGAAUAAUAGUGAAGACAUCAAAACUAUGAAAUAACACAUGGAAUCAUGUAGUAACCAAGUGUUAAUCAAAUCCAAAUAUAUUUUAUAUUUGAGAUUCUUCAAAUAGCCACCCUUUGCCUUGGUGACAGCUUUGCACACAUUUCAAUUAACAGGUGUGCCUUGUUAAUUUGUGGAAUUUGUUUCCUUAAUGUGUUUGAGCCAAUCAGUUGUGUUGUGACAAGGUAGGGUGGUAUAUAGAAGAUAGCCCUAUUUGGGAAAAGUGCAAGUCCAUAUUAUGGUAAGAACAGCUCAAAUAAGCAAAGAGAAAUGACCGUCCAUCAUUACUGUAAGACAUGAAGGUCAGUCAAUACGGAAAAUGUCAAUAACUUUGAAACUUUCUUCAAGUGCAGUCGCAAAAUCCAUCAAGCGCUAUGACGAAACUGGCUCUCAUGAGGACAGCCACAGGAAAGGAAGACCCAGAGUUACCUCUGCUGCAGAGGAUAAGUUAAUUCGAGUUACCAGCCUCAGAAAUUGCAGCCCAAAUAAAUGCUUCACAGAGUUCAAGUAACAGACACAUCUCAACAUCAACUGUUUAGAGGAGACUACAUGAAUCAGGCCUUCAUGGUCGAAUUGCUGCAAAGAAACCACUACUAAAGGACACCAAUAAGAAGAAGAGACUUGCUUGGGCCAAGAAACACAAGCAAUGGACAUUCGACCAGUGGAAAUCUGUCCUUUGGUCUGACAAGUCCAAAUUUGAGAUUUUUGUGUCUUUGUGAGACGCAGAGUAUGUGAACGGAUGAUCUCCGUAUGUGUGGUUCCCACCGUGAAGCAUGGAGGUGGUGUGGGGGUGCUUUGCUGAUGACACUGUCAGUGAUUUAUUUAGAGUUCAAGGCACACUUAACCAGCAUGGCUACCACAGCAUUCUGCAGCAAUACACCAUCCCAUUUGGUUUGCGCUUAGUGGGACUAUCAUUUUGUUUUUCAACAGGACAAUGACCCAACACAUCUCCAUGCUGUGUAAGGGCUAUUUGAUCAAGAAGGAGAGUGAUGGAGUGCUGCAUCGAGAUGACCUGACCUCCACAAUCAUCCGACCUCAACCCAAUUGAGAUAGUUUGGGAUGAGUCGGACCGCAGAGUGAAGGAAAAGCAGCCAACAAGUGCUCAGCAUAUGUGGGAACUCCUUCAAGACUGUUGGAAAAGCAUUCCUCAUGAAGCUGGUUGAGAGAAUACCAAGAGUGUGCAAAGCUGUCAAGGCAAAGGGUGGCUACUUUGAAGAAUCUCAAAUAUAAAAUAUAUUUUGAUUUGUUUAACACUUCUCUGGUUACUACAUGAUUCCAUAUGUGUUAUUUCAUAGUUUUGAUGUCUUCACUAUUAUUCUACAAAAGAAAAACCCUGGAAUGAGUAGGUGUGUCCAAACUUGACUGGUACUGUGUGUGUGUGUGUGUAUAUAUAAUCACAUCAAUGUCUCUGUUACAAUCAUUUGUUUUAUGUGUGUUCCCUGCUAGUCUUUCAUGUAUGGAGACUACAUAGCCUACGACUUCUGGCUGGGGAAGGUGUACGACCUGACCAACCACAUCAUCCUCAAGUUGUCCAAUGGAGCCAGGUACAGAAUCUGUCCCAGUAUGAGUGUAAUUUCAAAACUGUUUAAUUUACAUCUGUCUGCUUCAUGGUUAGCUCAACUUCUCUCUCUACUACUGCAGGUGUUCCAUGAAUGUGGAGGACGGCGCCAAGCUGUACGACGUCUGUCCACACGUCAGUGACUCGGUAGGUGAAAUGCCAUGAGCUGCAUUUUGUGUGAAAACGUAGCCGUCUGCCCUCUUCCACUGCGCUUCACUGAUCUGAUAAGGCUGGCUAGGUGGAAGUAAUAUGAAAUUAACUUACUGCGCACAGCCUUGAGCUUCUUAUUCCUCCUUAUGGGCCAGAGGUAGUGGGUGUAAUACUUUGUAACAGGGCUGGGGGUCAAUUCCAUUUGAGCUGGGUCAAUUUAGGAAACCGAUUUUGAAAAUUGAGUUUAAAUGGAUCGACCCUAAUCUUGUUUAAGGUAGCAGGUUGCGUGCGUCCAAUAUUAAUCGGAAACUGUUGUGUUUGACUGGAAAUACCUAUGUGUUACUCCUGUUCACUUUGGCUGUUAUAUUUCAGAAACAAUACAACCAUAAAAAUUAACACUGAAGGUUGAUAAGUACUAGCUAUGUUCUCCUGUCAUUUGUUGAAAUGACCAAUGAGCAGCAGGAUAUCUUACAGACCUUUUUAGAUUCUCCAUGGACUGGGUUAAGGAAACUGCCUCUGUGUGUUAUUAAGAUGAAUCUCCUCUCUGGUUGUUAGGGUCUGUUCUUCGACGAGGCCUAUGGUUUCUACCCAGGCCAGGUGCUGAUCGGGCCGGCCAAAGUUUUCUCCAAUGUCCAGUGGCUCUCCGGGGUCAAGCCCGUACUCCGCAAGAAGAGCAAAUUCAGGGUGGUGGUCGAAGAGGUAUGUUGGUGGCAAUUUGCAUAUUUUAUAGUAGUGCAUUAUCCAAAGGCUAUAACUUUGGCCUCUGAGUUUUUCCUGGGUUUUACUGACCACAUAACCUUACCACCUAAUUAUAGGCUUAGCUACUAAAGUAUGUGUGAUGUCACUGCUCUAAAUGGUUAUCUGUGUGUCAUGUGACCCCGUAGGUCCAGGUGGCGGAACUGAAGGUGACGUGGAUCACCAAGAGUUACUCCCCCAAGGGCACGGACAGCGUCUACCCCCCUCCGUCCACCAUCUCACAGGAGAACCUCUGCAGGUACUGUACUGUACUGCUCCCAGUCUGUCUGUUCAUUCCAAGGCUCUACGCUGACCUUUUUUACAAGAGCAUCUAAAUUGAAAAAGGAAUUUAGGAGCAUAACGACAAAUAUUUGAGAUAUUAAAGCUAGAAUCCUUCAUUUUUCUAGGCCACUUGUACACCAAAAAUAAAAUUCCAGGUCGCACAGCAAAAAAUUUAGCCGCAUAUGCGAGUAAAAUGGUCGCGCUGUAGAGCCCUGCAUUCAUUCAUUCAUCCAUCCAUCCACACUGCAGCAUAGAGGCUACAGUUUUCCAUCAUAGAUAUACAGUGUAUGAACAGUAUUUCUAGUGAUCUGGUCCACAUACAUUAUAUACACACCUCACAAUCACAUCUCUCCUACUCACACUUGCGUGCAUGUCUUAAUUGGGUACUUACAUGAACAGGGUGAAGUUCUAAUUUCAUAACAAGGACCGCAAUCAUUUUUGCGAGCUGCACUGUAAGCCUAUAGUCGGAGCUGGAGAAAGAGCAGCUCUCCUCCGUAAAGUUCCAAACGGUCAGAACCAUUAGCUUUUGAGACGGGUGAAAUCCUAAGCUGUGCUAUAUUAACCCCCUAAGGACGAUGUCCACGCCCCCGCAAAAAUCUAAUUAGCAUAAUAAAAAAUUCUCCAUAAAAAUCUAUCCGUUUAAGCUAGAGAUAUCUGCAUUGGAUGCGUCUCAAUCCACUGCAUCCGCCUAUGUCGCACUUCCGCAUCUGCGGUGACAGAGCUAGAGUGGUGUUUGUCAAACCCUGAGUCAUCCGAAAAUCGGUCUUCUCACAAAAUCGUCUGUAGCGUCCGAACGGUUUGCUCUACGACCCCCACAAGCAACUUGGGACUCAUCUGAAGUCGGUUCAGCCGAUCUGCCAACUUCUGUCUGUAGCGUCCCAACAGUUUGGGCAACAACACUAAUAUGAGUCCUCUGUGGAAAGGUGAGACUCUCACGAACACGUACAUGUCUGUUUUGCUCAAGGACGUCCACAGGCCUCAGAAGACUCAUCUAAAGGUCCCCCGGUACCAGUUGAAAUAAUUAAUGGAAGUAUAUAUGGAGACUGUUAGUGCCAGAAAUUUGUUUGUAUGGGCUAAUAGCAGUAAGGCCAAAAACAAAUUGUAAUUUUUUCGGCUUAGACAGGGCUUAGACUAUUUAGUGCUAAAAAAGAAGGGGCUAAAUACAUGUUUCCUCAUUUUUCAUAUAUCUCCGAUAUAGGGCAGACACUUCUGAACAAACUUUUUUGGGGGACGAUCUGUUGUUCCAUGUCUUGAAUCUGUUAUUCAAUGCGUUUGUAUGGGCUAAUAGAAGUACGGCCAACAUUUUAUUUAUUUUAUUUUAAGGGGUCUUAAAAUUCCAAAUCAAAUCGCAAAUGAUCCUUGGUAUGACCUUCCUAAAACAAUUUCAUAUAGCUUAGUAGUACCCCCGCCCCCCCUGGCUUAGACAGGGCUUAGUCUCUUAUGGGUUAAUCUCAUUGGUCAUUUCUAUAGAUAAAUAUUGACAUAUUGCUAGCUAAAACAUAUAUCUGCGAAAAUGAUCAGUGGGUGAUGGGGAUUUCAGAUAAAAAGCAUAUUGAACCCCGCUCAGAGGCCCAGCUCAGUAUCAGAUUUUAAUUUAGAAUGGAAAAUGAAUGUGUUCAUGCAACAAAUGUUAGUGCAUCUAUCAGAGCCCAUGUAACUCGAUGGAGGGAUGCUCAUCUCUAACACACACCCAUUAUUUUACUUCUACUGACACACUCCUCCUAAAUGUGUGUGUUUGGAUCCAGAGUGAAGCGUCUGGGCUACUACGACCACACCCAGAGGCAGCUGGGGGAGAGGGCCCUGUACGUGUUCCCAGCCAAGGGAGACACCACACACAUCACCUGUGAGUGGCCCGACGGGGCCCCCGGACUCCCAGAGGACCCCGUAGCCAGGAAGGUGUGUGAGAGAUAUAUUUUUAAAAAAUUGUGCGUGCCUGUCCCCGUUUGUAUGUGUGUGAGAAACAAUUGGUUACAAUAUUGCCUCUGUUUGCACAGAUACUCCAUGUAUCCAAUUUUUUCUUUUUCAUAUUAUAUCAGUGUCUUAUGACAAUGUCCUUCCUGCAGUUGAAAAGAAUGUUCAAGAAGGAGUUGUUAGGGAAGAAGACCAGUGAUAAUGCAGAGACACAAGGUGCAAACCAGCACUCCACCGACAAGACGGACAGCCUUGACGGUACAUGCUGCUUUUAUUUAUCUAUGUUGGUCAUCAGAAAUGUUGCCUUGUCAUUUUUUGGUAGAUAUCCUAACUUAAACAGCUGACGAGCUCAAACUCAAUAAUAAUUUCUAGCUCAAUACAGUCUACUGAUAAGUGCCCAUCUGAUAACUGCACACCUUGUGCAGGGUAGUUCGCCCCACAAUUAAAAUCUGUUCUUCAUGCUUUGCUCAGUCCCAAGUCACUGCAUAUACAGUACCAUUUAGUGAAUUAUACAUGUAAAACCAACUCAACGACCAUCACCCGUGUCCUCUCCCCCCUCCCCGCACCCAGGUGACCUCAAGCCUGACAACACCCAUUCAGACUCCACCACCCUCCCCCGCCCUCACCACCCCAACCACGCCCUCCAGCCCUCGCCCCUGUGCCCUCCCCCCUCCUCUGACCCAUGGCCCGAGCCCGCAGAGCAGGACGCAGACGACGAGGCGGGGGCGGAGGACACGGACGACACCUUGUCGCUGACGUCGUCAGCGAGCAGCACGGCGUCGUCGCAGAGCAGCGGUCUCGGGGGCCUGAACAGGAAGAAGAGCAUCCCGCUGUCCAUCCGCAACCUGAAGAGGAAGCACAAGAAGAAGAGGACCAAGUUCUCCCGCGAGUUCAAGCCCGGCGACAGGUGAGCCAGUUGUCAAUCAAAUCAAUUUGUGUUCAUAGUAUGCUAUGUGACUACAAAUGUAGCAGAUACAAAUGUAUAUAAAUGGCUACAAAUGUAGCAGGCUAGGUCAGAGCCUAGGUCUCACUUUAGUCCUCUCCCCUCUUCUACUUUCUGCCUUCUCUCCCUCACGCCCUCCCUUUCUUUUGGAACAGCCGCUAUUCCUCCCUCUCUUGCGCCCUCCCUCAAUUUUUCUCUCUGGAGAUGGCCUUUCCCUGGCCAUCUCCUUUCUCUUUGGUAUGUGUAAAGGAUGAUCAAUAGCUUGUUGGCAAGAAUUCAGCUACCUGCUGGCAAAAAUGCUGCAUCCUUGAACCCACUGUCACUUUUAUUUAUUUGUUUUUAUUGUCACAUUCACCGGAUAGGUGCAGUGAAAAGUGUUGUUUUACAGGGUCAGCCAAAGUAGUACGGCGCCCCUGGAGAAAAUUGGGGUGAAGUGCCUUGCUCAAGGGCACAUCGUGCCUCCCAGCUUCUCAUGCCUCCCAGCCUUGUACAGAUACACAAUCACAUCAUUAUCCUCCGUCUUAGGCCAGAGCAGAGGCUUCAGAAAUGGCACCCUAUUCCCUAUGUAGUGCACUACUUUUGUCAAAAAUAGAGACUGUCACCUUACACCCACUCCCCAGCCAAACAGACCAGUGUUCAUCGAUCUAACAUCUUGUCUCCCAGAAAGUGUCCUCUCCUCCUUACGAACCUUCUGAUGGCUUGUUACUAACUACGGGAUCGAUUUCAGGCUGAUUUCUCGGAGCAGAUGUACACUAAUGACCCUGGGUGUUAGUAGGCUGUGUGGAUGCUGCCAGUGACGGUGUGACCUGGCCUUGUCUUAAAAUCUUGAACCAGUCUAGCACCAAUCCAGUACUAGUACCACUCUAUGGCCAAUAUAGUACUAGGCCUAGUAGUACCAAUCUAGUACUUGUCCUAGAACCAAUCUGAAUCUAGUACCAAUUCAAUAUUAGUACUAGUAACAAUCCACAGGUUAUACUAGCAUAAAUCUAGUAUUAUUGGUGUGAUGUGAAAAUGAAUAAGCUCGCUACCGCACUCGCUCUCCUUGUGGUCCUUUAAAAUCACGCCGGUACCCACAAUUAGCCGUAGCUCUGCACCAUUAGUUUGACGUUUCCAAAUAGGUUGACGUUUGGGUCGAUGUAACCUUUUCUCAAGACAUUGUAGAAUUCAAGAACUUUAAUUUCUACCAGGUGCCAUUCAGAAGCGGCAGGUUUUCCAAGGCUGCACAUGCGAAAUGGCACCCUAUUUCCUAUAUAGUGCACUACUUUUGAACAGAGCCCUGGUUAAAAGUAGUGUAUUACUUAGAAAAUAGGAUGCCAUUUCAGACGCAGCCCAAGGCUGCAGAUCUGGUGGUUAAAUAUAGCUGGCAGCUGAUAAAUCAUGUAUCAUGUGCUUAGGUGUGCCCAGAUAACAUCCAGGUCCUCUAAUUGAAGGAGACAGAUGGAGCGAGAGAGAGGGGGAAAGAGUGAUGGAGAGGGGAAAAGAGCAAGGGAGAUCAAGAGGGGAAAGAAGCAGAGAUGGAUUGAGUUGCAGGGGGAGAGAGCGAGAGGAAGACUGAUGGGGGGGGGGGGGAAUAAGACGGCAAGGGAGAGGUAGUGACAGGCAGAGCGAGGGGAAAGUGACUGAGUUCUAGUGGGGGAUUGAAAUGAGGUAGAGGAGAGAUUUGAUAAAAAAAAUACAAAAAAAGACGGAUAUUAUGGAUGGAGGGAGACAGUGACAGGAUGCAAGGCAGAGGAGAUCAGGCUCGGCACCGCUCACCCUGCGAGAUCUUUGGUUCACACUGCUGCUGCGCAUAUGGCUGUCAGUUUAACAUUCCAUUCUGUAACUUGUAGGUAUUUUCCACUCUUAACCAAAACAACUUACUGUAAUAGUGAGGCUCUGUCAGUGAAGACACAACUUCCAGUAUUAGUUAGUAAGUCACUAGUUCUAAUAUCUGCCAUCUCCCUGUUUUUUACCGUCAGGGUGGCGGUAGAGGUGGUGUCCACCAAGACCUCGGCCGACGUCCUCUGGAAGGACGGUCGUAUGGAGACCCUCAUCCGCUCCAACGACCUCAUCCCCAUCCAGCACCUGGACAACCACGAGUUCUGCCCCGGUGACUUUGUUGUCGACAAACGACGUAAGUAGCUAGCACACUUCCCCCUCGUAUUCAGGCCUUAUAUAUAUGUCUGUACAGUGAGGGGGGGAAAAAAGUAUUUGAUCCCCUGCUGAUUUUGUACGUUUGCCCACUGACAAAGAAAUGAUCAGUCUAUAAUUUUAAUGGUAGGUUUAUUUGAACAGUGAGAGACAGAAUAACAACAAAAAAAUCCAGAAAAACGCAUGUCAAAAAUGUUAUAAAUUGAUUUGCAUUUUAAUGAGGGAAAUAAGUAUUUGACCCCUCUGCAAAACAUGACUUAGUACUUGGUGGCAAAACCCUUGUUGGCAAUCACAGAGGUCAGACGUUUCUUGUAGUUGGCCACCAGGUUUGCACACAUCUCAGGAGGGAUUUUGUCCCACUCCUCUUUGCAGAUCUUCUCCAAGUCAUUAAGGUUUCGAGGCUGACGUUUGGCAACUCAAACCUUCAGCUCCCUCCACAGAUUUUCUAUGGGAUUAAGGCCCGGAGACUGGCUAGGCCACUCCAGGACCUUAAUGUGCUUCUUCUUGAGCCACUCCUUUGUUGCCUUGGCCGUGUGUUUUGGGUCAUUGUCAUGCUGGAAUACCCAUCCACGACCCAUUUUCAAUGCCCUGGCUGAGGGAAGGAGGUUCUCACCCAAGAUUUGACGGUACAUGGCCCCGUCCAUUGUCCCUUUGAUGCGGUGAAGUUGUCCUGUCCCCUUAGCAGAACCCCCCCCCCAAAAGCAGAAUGUUUCCACCUCCAUGUUUGACGGUGGGGAUGGUGUUCUUGGGGUCAUAGGCAGCAUUCCUCCUCCUCCAAACAUGGUGAGUUGAGUUUAUGCCAAAGAGCUCAAUUCUGGUCUCAUCUGACCACAACACUUUCACCCAGUUCUCCUCUGAAUCAUUCAGAUGUUCAUUGGCAAACUUCAGACGGGCCUGUAUAUGUGCUUUCUUGCGGGCGCUGCAGUAUUUCAGUCCUUCACGGCGUAGUGUGUUACCAAUUGUUUUCUUGAUGACUAUGGUCCCAGCUGCCUUGAAAUCAUUGACAAGAUCCUCCCGUGUAGUUCUGGGCUGAUUCCUCACCGUUCUCAUGAUCAUUGCAACUCCACGAGGUGAGAUCUUGCAUGGAGCCCCAGGCCGAGGGAGAUUGACAGUUCUUUUGUGUUUCUUCCAUUUGCGAAUAAUCGCACCAACUGUUGUCACCUUCUCACCAAGCUGCUUGGUGAUGGUCUUGUAGCCCAUUCCAGCCUUGUGUAGGUCUACAAUCUUGUCCCUGACAUCCUUGGAGAGCUCUUUGGUCUUGGCCAUGGUGGAGAGUUUGGAAUCUGAUUGAUUGAUUGCUUCUGUGGACAGGUGUCUUUUUAUACAGGUAACAAGCUGAGAUUAGGAGCACUCCCUUUAAGAGUGUGCUCCUAAUCUCAUCUUGUUACCUGUAUAAAAGACACCUGGGAGCCAGAAAUCUUUCUGAUUGAGAGGGGGACAAAUACAUAUUUCCCUCAUUUAAAAUGCAAAUCAACUUAUAACAUUUUUGACAUGUGUUUUUCUGGAUUUUUUUGUUGUUAUUCUGUCUCUCACUGUUCAAAUAAACCUACCAUUAAAAUUACAGACUGAUCAUUUCUUUGUCAGUGGGAAAACGUACAAAAUCAGCAGGGGAUCAAAUACUUUUCCCCCUCACUGUAUAUGUACAGUCGUGGUCAAAGGUUUUGAGAAUGACACAAGUAUUGGUCUUCACAAAGUUAGCUGAUUCAGUGUUAUGAUAUAUUUUUGUCAGAUGUUACUAUGGUAUACUGAAGUAUAAUUACAAGAAUUCCAUAAGUGUAAAAGGCUUUUAUUGACAAUUACAUUAAGUUUAUGCAAAGAGUCAAUAUUUGCAGUGUUGACCCUUCUUUUUCAAGACCUCUGCAAUCCGCCCUGGCAUGCUGUCAAUAAACUUCUGGGCCACAUCCUGAAUAAUGGCAACCCAUUCUUGCAUAAUCAAUGCUUGGAGUUUGUCAGAAUAUGUGGGUUUUUGUUUGUCCAUCCGCCUCUUGAGGAUCGACCACAAGUUCUCAAUGGUAUUAAGGUCUGGGGAGUUUCCUGGCCAUGGAUCCAAAAUGUUUGUUUUGUUCCCCGAGCCACUUAGUUAUCACUUUUGCCUUAUGGCAGUGCUUCUCAAUUAUUUUCUGUUGCGCCCCCCUAGGAAGAAGUAACAUUUCGCGCCCCCCAACUCUCCCGCCGCAAACUGGAAAUAGUAUCAUUUGUCUAUGAAAUUGUUCUAAGUACACCUCUGCAUAACAUUGUAUCCUUAUUAACAUUAAAGAAAAUAAAAAUAAAAUAAAGAAUAUAGAUCAACUUACAACAAAGAAUAACUUUAUUAACAUUGUUUUUUAGUCUGUAACAGAAAAUACUUAAAGUGCAUCAAUUUGCCUGAAAUUUGCCUUAUUUAAACUGUAAAAAAAUGUUGACCAUUUGAUACUGAAAAAUAAAAUAAAAUAUAAUCAAUAAAUAAUAAUAAAUUCAAAUUGAUCAGCAACAUGAACUCAGGAGCCCAAUAUAUGAAACACUGACCUAUAAAACAAAAAUGAAUAAAACCAUUUGUGCUGAUUUUUUUUUUAGCAAAAUGAGGAAGUCAGGAUUAAUGGCAAAAGGCACGUUUGUCUUUGAGUUUAUCUACCAGCUGUUCUUUAAGAUCGUUAGCAAUGUCAUUUAUACGUCUGGCGACAGUGUCAUUGGACAGAGGGAUAGUUUUUAUUUUUGCAGCACUUGCGUCAUCCAGCAUGACAGAGACCAUGUCUAAUGCUGCAGGCAGUAUCAGCUCCUCUGCUAUGGAGUGUUUUUUUUUUGCACUGAGCAAUUUGGUACGCCACCUUAUAUGAUGCUAACAGUGCUCGCUGGUUUCCUGAAGUAGCAUUCACAAAGCGGGACAAUUGUUGGCAAUAUUCGGCACGUUUUCGCUAAAAAAAACUCAAGCGGCUUAUCAGCGUGAUUGGGGUGUAAUGUAUUUAAGUGACGCCUUAAUUUAUUUGGCUUCAUGCUGUCCGCUGCCAACAUUUUUAGACACAGUAAACAUACCGGUCUUUCCUCUUCUCCCACCGUAGUCACAGUGAAGCCAAACGCGACAUACGCUUCGUCAUAUUUCCUCGUCUUAGCUUUCGGGAGACUUACGUUUGUCUCAUUAUCUCCGUCUCUCUCCGCCUUUCUUUUCAUCCCUGUUAGGUAUGUUUCCAUGGCGUCUCUUAAGGCUUUGCCCUUAUGGCAAGGUGCUCCAUCAUGCUGGGAAAAGGCAUUGGGCUGUCACCCAAACUGUUUCUUGGAUGGGUUGGGGAAGAGAGAAGUUGACAAAGUUCUCAUGGCUUUGUUCUUAGGCAAAAUUGUGGUGAGCCCAACUCCCUUUGCUGAUAAGCAACCCCACAAUGGAAUGGUCUCAGGAAUGCUUUACUUUGGCAUGGACACAGGAUGAUGGUAGCGCUCAUCUUGUCUUCUCCGGACAAGGUGAUUUCCGGAUGGCCCCAACAACAAUCGGAAAGGGGAUUCAUCGAGAAAAUGACUUUACCCAGUCCUCAGCAGUCCAAUCCCCUGUACCUUUGGCAGAACAUCAGUCUGUCCCUGAUGUUUUUCCUGGAGAGAAGUGGCAUCUUUGCUGCCCUUCUUGACACCAGGCCAUCCUCCAAAAGUAUUUGCCUCACUGUGCGUGCAGAUGCACUCACACCUGCCUGCUGCCAUUCCUGAGCAAGCUCUGCACUGGUGGUGCCCCGAUCCCGCAGCUGAAUCAACUUUAGGAGACGGUCCUGUCCCUUGCUGGACUUUCUUGGGCGCCCUGACGCCUUCUUCACAACAAUUGAACCUCUCUCCUUGAAGUUCUUGAUGAUUUGAUAAAUGGUUGAUUUAGGUGCAAUCUUACUAGCAGCAAUAUCCUUGCCUGUGAAGCCCUUUUUGUGCAAAGCAAUGAUGACGGCAUGUGUUUCCUUGCAGGUAACCAUGGUUAACAGAGAAAGAACAAUGAUUUCAAGCACCACCCUCCUUUUAAAGCUUCCAGUGUGUUAUUCUAACUCAAUCAGCAUGACAGAGUGAUCUCCAGCCUUGUCCUCGUCAACACUCACCUGUGUUAACGAGAGAAUCACUGACAUGAUGUCAGCUGGUCCUUUUGUGGCAGGGCUGAAAUGCAGUGGAUUUUUUUUGGGGGGGGGAUUAAGAUCAUUUUCAUGGCAAAGAGGGACUUUGAUCAGAUGAAUUGCAAUUAAUUGCACUCUUCAUGACAUUCUGGAGUAUAUGCAAAUUGCCAUCAUUAAAACUGAGGCAGCAGACUUUGUGAAAAUUAGUAUUUGUGUCAUUCUCAAAACUUUUGACCACGACUGUGUACUGUGUGUUUGUAUGUAUGUAUGUACAUUUUUCCCCUCAUCAAUCUACACACAAUACCACAUAAUGACAAAGCGAAAACAGGUUUAGAAAUGUUUGCAAAUGUAUAAAAAAAAACUUUUAAAAAAAAGAUACUUGGUUCCCGAGUGGCGCAGUGGGCUAAAGCCCUGCAUCUCAGUGCUUGAGGCGUCACUACAGACCCCCUGGUUCGAUUCCAGGCUGUAUCACAACUGGCCGUGAUUGGGAGUCCCAUAGGGCGGCGCACAAUUGGCCCAGCGUCGUCCGGGUUUGGCCGGUGUAGGCCGUCGUUGUAAAUAAGAAUUUGUUCUUAACUGACUUGCCUAGUUAAAUAAAGGUAAAAAAAAAAAAAAAAAUAUAUAUAUAUAUAUAAAAAUACGUUAUUUACAUAAGUAUUCAGACCCUUUGCUAUGAUACUCAAAAUUGAGCUCAGGUGCAUCCUGUUUCCAUUGAUCAUCCUUGAUGUUUCUACAACUUGAUUGGAGUCAACCUGCGGUAAAUUCAAUUGAUUGGACAUGAUUUGGAAAGGCACACACCUGUCUAUAUAAGGUCCCACAGUUUACAUUGCAUGAUAGAGCAAAAACCAAGCCAUGAGUUCGAAGGAAUUGUCCGUAGAGCUCCGAGACAGGAUUGUGUCGCGGCACAGAUCUGGAGAAGGCUACCAAAAAAUUUCUGUAGCAUUGAAGGUCCCCAAGAACACGGUGGCCUCCAUCAUUCUUAAAUGGAAGAAGUGUGGAACCACCAAGACUCUUCCUAGAGCUGGCCGCCCGGCCAAACUGAGCAAUCUGGGGAGAAGGGCCUUGGUCAGGGAGGUGGUCACUUUGACAGAGCUCUUUAGUUCCUCUGUGGAGAUGGGAGAACCUUCCAGAAGGACAACCAUCUCUGCAUCACACCAAGAAUCAGGCCAUUAUGGUAGUGGCCAGACGGAAGCCACUCCUCCAGUAAAUGACACAUGACAGCCCGCUUGGAGUUUGCCAAAAGGCACCUAAAGGACUCUCAGACCAUGAGAAACAAGAUUGUUUGGUCUGAUGAAACCAAGAUUGAACUCUUUGGCCUGAAUGCCAAGCGCCACGUCUGGAGGAAACCUGUCACCAUCCCUAUAGUGAAGCAUGGUGGUGGCAGCAUCAUGCUGUGGGGUUAUUUUUCAGUGGCAGGGACUGGGAGACUAGUCAGGAUCGAGGGAAAGAUGAAAGGAGCAAAGUACAGAGAGAUCCUUGAUGAAAACCUUCUCCAGAGCACUCAGGACCUCAGAUUGGUCGACGGUUCACCUUCCAACAGGACAUCAACCCUAAGCACACAGCCUAGACAACGCAGGAGUGGCUUUGGGACAAGUCUCUGAAUGUCCUUGAGUGGCCCAGCCAGAGCCCGGAUUGAACCCGAUCUACUGUCUCUGGAGAGACCUGAAAAUAGCUGUGCAGCGAUGCUCCCCAUCCAACCUGACAGAGCUUGAGAGGAUCUGCAGAGAAGAGUGGGAGAAACUCCCCAAAUACAGGUGUGCCGAGCUUGUAGCGUCAUACCCAAGAAGACUUGAGGCUGUAAUUUGUUGCUGUAGGAGCUGUAUACUUAUGUAAAUGUGAUAUUUCUGUUUUUUAUUUUUCAUACAUUUGCAAAAAUGUCUAAACCUGUUUUUGCUUUGCCAUGAUGGGGUAUGUGUGUAGAUUGAUGAGGGGGGGGAAAAAACAAUGUAAUCCAUUUUAGAAUAAGGCUGUAACGUAACAAAAUAUGGAGAAAGUCAAGGGGUCUGAAUACUUUCCGAAUGCACUGUACAUACACUACCAGUCAAAAGUAUGGACACCUACUCAUUCAAGGGUUUUUCUUUAUUUUUACUAUUUUUUACAUUGUAGAAUAAUAGUGAAGACAUCAAAACUAUGAAAUAACACAUACAGAAUCAUGUAGUAGCCAAAAAAGUGUUAAACAAAUCUUAAUAUAUUUAUUUGAGAUUCUUCAAAUUGCAACCCUUUGCCUUGAUGACAGAUUUGCACACUCUUGGCAUUCUCUCAACCAGCUUCACCCGGAAUGCUUUUCCAACAGUCUUGAAGAAGUUCCCACAUAUGCUGAGCACUUGUUAGCUGCUUUUCCUUCACUCUGCUGUCUGACUCAUCCCAAACCAUCUCAAUUGGGUUGAGGUCGGGGGAUUGUGGAGGCCGGGUCAUCUGGUGCAGCACUCAAUCACUCUCCUUCUUGGUAAAAUAGCCCUUACACAGCCUGGAGGUGUGUUGGGUCAUUUACCUGUUGAAAAACAAAUGAUAGUCCCACUAGGCCCAAACCAGCUGUCAUCAAGGCAAAGGGUGGCGAUUUGAAGAAUCUCAAAUAUAAAAUAUGUUUUGGUUUGUUUAACACUUUUUUGCUUACUGCAUGAUUCCAUAUGUGUUAUUUCAUAGUUUUGAUGUCUUCACUAUUAUUCUACAAUGUAAAAAAUAAAGACAAACCCUUGAAUGAGUAGGCGUGUCCAAACUUUUGACUGGUACUUUAUGUGUAUGUAUACGGUAUAUAGUGACAUUAUCUUUUCUACAUGCUUUGUAUGUGGUUUUAGUUGUUUAGGUUUACACAGGAAAAUAAAUUACUAUCCCAAAAAUGAAUAGAGGAGAAACACUGACUAUAAUUGCUGGACUAGAAAAUAAAAUAUCAGAGCCAGCACAGAACGUUCAGGUCUGUAAUGUAGAUCAGGCAUUAGAUUGGGCUCAUAUUUAGGCCAUUGUUUGACUGUACCACAAUGUUUACUCCAUCGUCCAUAUUUAACAUGGUUUAAAUAUAGAGUUUAUUUUGGUUCUGUAUCUGUGGAGGAAAUGAACAACGAGGGAGCUAUUUAUCAGGUUGACUUUCGUACUUGGUGUCCUUGGUGAUACAUUUUGUACCUCAGGUCAGAGAGGAACUUCAGCUCUGUGUGUGUGUGUGUCUGUCUCUGUGUGUGUGUGUGUGUGUGUGUGUGUCUGUCUCUCUGUGUGUGUGUGUCUGUCUCUCUGUGUGUGUGUGGUCCCACAGCCCAAGCCCCUACGGACCCGGGCAUGUAUGGGGUCAUCCAGUCGGGCGACCACAAGGGCAGGACGUGUGCCGUGAAGUGGAUCAAACUCAACGCCUCCAGCGACGACGUGGAGGUCAGUCUGCUGGCCAUUGUAGAUCGGCUGGGGUCGCCCGGGGAACAACCUUUUUUAUAUUCCAUUAAUAGCUCUAUAGAAGUUGAUUUUGGGCAAAUCUGAAAUGACUCUAUUCCAAAUGAGUCUAUUCCAAAUUACACUAUUCCACAUGUGGUGCACUACUUUGGGCCAAGGCAAUAGCCCCAUGGUCCUAUGGCUUUGGUCAAAAAUAGUGCACUAUAUAGGGUGGCUUAUAGUGUCAUUUGAGCUGCAUGAUAUGAGUCUAAUGGGGUGGUGGUUUUGUUUGUUUAGGUUAUAGGAGAAGAGGAGGAUGUUAGUGUGUACGACAUCGCCGACCACCCAGACUUCCACUUCCGUACCACUGAUAUCGUCAUCAGGAUAGGGAACUCUGAGAACGGACGCAAUACAGAUUGCGAGAACGAUGUAAGUUCGAAAAAGUCUCUAAUUUUGUCAGUUGACGUGUUAGUAGUUUUCCCCGUGGUGCUUGGUGUUCUUUGCCUGUCCACGUUGUGCAGGUGCUUUGGACUGGUUACAGAUCCACCAUAGUUGCUAAAAGCAUGCUCUGAAAGGAAAUAUCAGCCAGUAUAGUACUUUAGUGUAGAAAGAGUAUUUUCACAUACCAGUCUUUUAUCUUGUUUUUUACCUGCCCAGACGUCAGUAGGUCAGGUCUUCAGAGUGGACGUGAGCAGCAAGGUGGAGGUGGUGUGGGCCGACAACUCCAUGACCGUCGUCCUGCCACAGGUACUCAUGGUAAUUGUAGUCUUUCUGUCCCUCACGUGCGGUAGUUGUAGUUUGCUGUCCGCAUGCGAGGUUGUAGUGGUCACUAAUUGGUGGCUCUGUUGGUUUCUGUUAUGUUUGUCAAUGAAGUGUGCUACUACUGUACCUUCUUGCUCAGGUUUCUGUUCAUGUUAAUUAUGUGUUCAUGUUAAUUAUGUUUUCAAUCUGAAUUUGUGUUCCGGAUAACAUGUUUAACUUGCAUGCUGCCCUUUGAAAAAUAUGUAUUAUUCUAUAACGACAUUUGAUAUUGACACAAAAAGCACUUAAUGAAUGUUAGCAAUUAUUAAUGAUUAAUGAGUGCGUAUAAACGCAGUGAUUUAGUUUCUCUAACCCCCCUCCAUCUAGCACCUGUACAACGUGGAGUCUGAGAUCGAGGAGACGGACUAUGACUCUUUGGAGGAGAGCAGCAGUGGCCUGUCCACGGAAGAGUGGGAGGACGAGAGCGACAGCUGGGAGACGGACAAUGGCCUGACCACCAACGAGGACGACCAGCACCCCGGCAACAACGACAUCGCCACCCCGGCCCCCACCCCCACCGGCUCCAGCCCCUUCAUCAUCCCCCUCGAGGAGGGCGGCAAAGCAGGGGCCACCACCCCCACCAAGCCCCCUAACUCCACAGAGGACCUGGAUGGAGCUGGGGCUAUAGCCAGCCCAGGCGCCAGUGCUGGAGGAACCACCCCUGGAGCAGGAGGGGGUGACGCCGCAGAGAAGCUCCCCGGGAAAGAGGGCACGCCGCGGGGCUUCCGCGAGCUCAAGGAGGCCCUGAAAAUCCUGGAGAGCCUGAAGAACAUGACGGUGGAGCAGCUAUGGACCGGCGGCUCGCCUACCUCGCCCACGUCCGGUGCCGUGCCGUCCACCAACGGGACUAACGCCAACGCCGCAACUGCCAUCACGCCCGAGAAGCCCACCAAGGAGAAACGCUUCCUGGAUGACAUCAAGAAGCUCCAGGAGAACCUGAGGAAGACCCUGGACAAUGUGGCCAUCGUGGAGGAGGAGCGGAUGGAGGCGGUGGUGGAGGCCGUAGGAGGCGGGGCAGGAGGAGGUGGGAGUACAGAAGGAGGGGAAAGAGGGGGCGAAGAAAGGCCCCAGGAGGAGACGGCGAAGACGCCAGGCGCGGCGCCAGAGUGGCCCAGCGAUACGCCUGUUCUGUGCCAACAGAGUGGUGGCAAGCCCGGCGUAACCUUCACCAGUGCCAAGGGAGAGGUGUUCUCUGUGCUGGAGUGGUCACCAGGUGAGGACGCAAUACUGCGCUUUUAGCUUGUCAUUGUUGGAUGCAUUGUUACGGAGACAUCCACUAAACUAGUAAUACUGGCAGAAGAAUACACAUCAUGACCCCAAAAAUGGCCUGUUAUAACUUUUAAUGCACUGGUCCAUUACUUAAAAUGGCCUUUUCAAAUACUAAAUGCCUUGUUGGAAUACCUAAAAAUGUCUCUGACCCCUGCCAGACACCCACACCUUUAAGAAGAUGGAGUUCCAGCCGGCCGAGGCCAAGAAGUUUUUCAGCACUGUGAGGAAGGAGAUGGCUCUGCUGGCCACCUCGCUGCCCGACGGCAUCAUGGUCAAAACCUUCGAGGACCGCAUGGUACGCUCACACACACUUGACAAGAGACCCGUUUGGAAGUGAUUCGAAUGUAGUCGAUUACAGUCAAGUAUUACAUUGCAUCAGACCACUCUUCAGUGGCUAAAGUGACUCCGGUUUUGAGCUGCCAGUUUCUCUGCUCUCAUUAAACACUUGAUUUAAAAACUCUUCAUCUAAGUUUGAGAGCAGUGCGUGGUUAUUUGAAGAUAAGUGAUGAUAAUUCUGAUGAUAGUGAAAAUGAGCUACUCUCGUUGACAUGUAAGUGGUUCCCCAUUCCUCUCUCCCUCUCUCUUCGUAGGACCUAUUCUCGGCCCUGAUCAAAGGGCCCACGCGCACCCCUUACGAGGACGGCCUGUUCCUGUUCGACAUCCAGCUGCCAAACAUUUACCCGUCGGUGCCGCCCCUCUUCCGCUACCUGUCCCAGUGCAGCGGGCGCCUCAACCCCAACCUCUACGACAACGGCAAGGUCUGCGUCAGCCUGCUGGGCACCUGGAUCGGCAAGGUAAAAGUAGACCUUUAUCCACCCCCCAAAAAAGUGUGAUACUUAGACCACCCAUUACCUUCCCUUUGACUUGACUGUUCUCAGAACACCCAUUACUGUCCCUUUCCCUUUUUUUAUAUAUUGUUUUGAACAUUAUCUGUUUGUAUAAAAUGUGCCUCACAGUCUUCCCUGUUUAUCAAUCCUCAGGGUACAGAGAGGUGGACCAGCAAGUCUAGCCUGCUGCAAGUGCUCAUCUCCAUCCAAGGUGAGCCUAAACUGACCUCAUUAGACCUAGUCUUACACACACAAUCUUGGUUUGAUUUGAUCCUUCACCCCCCCCUCUCAUCCUGAAUCCUCAUUUCCAGUCAGGUUCUGGUCCUUUAGGGACCACACAUCCCCCUCCCGUUGUCCUCCCUGCAGCAGAAAUGUAUGUUUUAUUCAUGCUGUUCAUUUGCUCAUGUCUGCUCCGGCCGCAGUGAGUGCCACACACCAUCACGCUCUGACAAGACAGUUGUGGUUAAACUGCCUCACCUUCCUAUCAGCAAUAUUCAGCUCAGGAUUUUGGAGACAAUUAUAGGAUUUGUUGCUAUCACAAACUAGGCUAAUAGGCUUGUACAGGUUAUUCCACAAAAGGCUGAAUACAUUUUAACUGUUAUAAAGGGGUUUGUGGUAUUUGAACCUUUACAUACACUAGAAUAAAGGGUUAAUGUGUGAAUGUCUUUGAUUUCUGAGGUAUUUGGGUCCUUUGUAACUUAAAGAUCCAAUGCAGCCGUUUUUAUCUCAAUAUCAAAUCAUUCCUGGGUAACAUUAAAUACCUUACUGUGAUUGUUUUUAAAUUUAAAAUGGUCAAAAAGAAACAAAAAUAGCUUCUUAGCAAAGAGCAGUUUCUCAAGCAAUAAUUUUGCUAGGACUGUCUGGGAAGUGGUCUGAGUGGGGAGGGGAAAACUAGCUGUUAUUGGCAGAGAGGUUUGGAACUCUCUUAUUGGUCUGUCUAUAAACUAAUUUACUGCCUGGUGAUGUCACCAGGCAGGACAUAACUCUAUCCCACCAAAACAGGCUGAAAUGUCAGGUGGUCUUUUUAACAGCUCUUACACUAAAAGGCCAUUAUCAUAAUUUUCACAGCAUUAUUCCAACCUCAUAGUGUGGAAAUACACACUGAGUAUACCAACCAUUAGGAACACCUUCCUCAUAUUGCGUUGCACCCCCAUAUUUGCCCUCAGAACAGCCUCAAUUCGUUGGGGCAUGGACUCUACAAGGUGUCGAAAGCAUUCCACAAGGAUGCUUGCCCAUGUUGACUCCAAUGCUUCCCAUAAUCGUGUCAAGUUUGCUGGAUGUCCUUUGGGUGGUGGACCAUUCUUGAUACACAUGGGAAACUGUUGAGCGUGAAAAACCCAGCAACGUCGCAGUUCUUGACACAAACCUAUACGCAUGGCACCUACUACCAUACCCUGUUCAAAGGCACUUAAAUAUUUUGUCUUGCCCAUUCACCCUCUGAAUGGCACACAUACACAAUCCAUGUCUCAAUUGUCUCAGGGCUUAAAGUUCUUCUUUAACCUCUCUCCUCCCCUUCAUCUACACUGAUUGAAGUGGAUUUAACAAGUGACAUCAAUAAGGGAUCAUAGCUUUCACCUGGUCAGUCUGUCAUGGAAAGAGCAGGUGUGCUUAAUGUUUCGUAUACUCUGUGUACAUAAAAUGCAGGACAAUCACGUUUUUGACUGCACUGGGCCUUUAAUGCUUCAUUGUGGGUCUUGAAGAAUCUAAAGAGUGUGCUGUGUUGUCUCCCCCAGGCCUGAUCCUGGUCAACGAGCCCUACUACAACGAGGCAGGUUUCGACAGCGACCGGGGCCUACAGGAGGGCUAUGAGAACAGCCGCUGCUACAACGAGAUGGCCCUCAUCAAGAUGGUGCAGUCCAUGACCCAGCUGCUGCAGACACCCAUAGAGGUCGGGAUACAAUUUGAUCAGAUUUUGUUUUAUCUAGAGUCAAUCUGUUUUGUGUAGAUUUUAUAUGAUUUGAUUAUAUUUGUGUGAAUACACACACAGUAAAAAUCCCUCCAAAAAACUGAAGGAGAGUUAUUGUAUACUGAUAGUUAAUGUAUAAAUUUGACCUGUAAGUCAGUGCCAAAGACACAUUUCAAUUUUCUGAAGAUUUAAGAAAACGUUUGUCCGUUAUCUUAUUAAUGGAUGAGUUGGUGACAAAUGGCAGGUGGUGAUGGAUGGUUCUAGUUGGAUGGUUGCCAUGGCGCCGUGGUAGAGUGGUCUGUAAAUAUUGUACUUAUGGGGCGGCAGGUAGCUUAGUGGUUAAGAGCGUUGUGCCAGUAACCGAAAGGUCGCUGGUUCUAAUCCCCGAGCCAACUAGGUGAAAAAUCUGUCGAUGUGCCCUUGAGCAAGGCACUUAACCCUAAUUGCUCCUGUAAGUCGCUCUGGAUAAGAGCGUCUGCUAAAUGAUUAAAAUGUAAAUGUAUUUGUAAAAAUAAAAACACAAAAAUAAUUAACGUUUUUGUUAACAAUUAGUUGUUAUUGCAUAUGCCUUAUGUUUUUGAGCCACAAAUUUGCAGAUUGACUGAUAGGUGAACUCUAAUGUUUUUGUUUGAAAAAUGCAUCUGGAUACAGUAGGCUACCAGCUUUUUUGGUUCACCUGGCUGCCAGUUCUUUUGAACAUAAUUUGAGGAGUCACCUCAAAUUCAAGAGGAAUGGGAGAUGGAGGAAUACAGCAGUGCUGAGGAAGAGGGCUCGUAGUGAGGACUACUGGCUACUAUUCUGAACUUUGUGUGAUGAACUUUCUGACGCCCAGAUCUGCUGAGGCAUCAUCCAAGUGGGUGCUACACAGAGUGGAAGAGGAGAAGUCCAGUGGCUAUAAGACUCAGGCUGGUUUCCAGACUUGCCCUCUCCAUCACCAUCUACCAUCCUCUGACCAGCUCCCUCCGCUCAAGCCAUCAACUGACCCUCCAUCUUCGGAGGAAAGACUUGGCCUCUACUGGUUGACCUGUCAUGAUAUCUUGUUUGUUUGUUUUUGGUCUUGAAGCGCUAUAGAAGUUGAAUAAACUAUUAUUAUUAUAGGUUUUGAUUCAGAUCAUGGUGAGAUUGAGCCAUAAUCAUUAUUUUGUCUGUUUCCAAACAGGUGUUCCAGCAGGAGAUCCGGCAGCACUUCACCUCCAGUGGCUGGCGCCUUGUGCACCGCCUGGAGGCCUGGCUGGAGCUCCACGAGCUAGCCGAGAGAGGCCCUCCGCCAAGACCAUCCCGGGACAGGCCUCCCUCAGUGGGGCCUCUGGACGAGACGCUCCCCUUGGAUUUGCUGGCCCACAGCACCCCCAACAAGCCCCAUGGCACCGGGGAUGAAGAGCUGGAGGACUCUGGCCUGAGCCUUUCCACCACCGCCGCCUCCCAGCAGGAGCUCAGCCAGAACUUGGACUGCGACGGCGCCGUCUCGGCCAGUGAGGUGGCCGGGGCGAGUGUGGUGGUCUCCGGGUCGGUUAGGGGGGCCUCCUCGGACUCUGCUGGCGGCAGCCAGCCGGCGGUGCGACCAAAGAAGCGCAGGAAGAGCUACCGGAGCUUCCUGCCCGAGCGGAGCGGAUACCCGGACAUUGGCUUCCCCCUCUUUCCGCUCUCCAAGGGCUUUGUGAAGAGCGUGCGCAGCGUGCUGCUGCAGUACCGGGCCGCCCUGGCCGCCGCCUCCAUCCCCGACCACAUAGAGGACAAGUAAGUGACUAGUGCCUCCCCCAACGCCCUCCUCCUCCUCAAUCCUCAGCCCACCCUCCAAGAGCUGCACUGUGCCCCCAAUUAUCUCCCAAAUAGCCCCCGUACCCUCUGAUCCCCCUUGCCCAACUGCUGCCCAGUGCCCCUGCCCCUCGGCCAUCUAUCUAGUGCCCUCUUGCCCUCUCCUCCCCUCCCUCAGACCACUAGAAGCUAACUGGGUGUAUGCGCUUUCCUUCAAUGUCCAGAGGCCAGAUGGGGCGGGACGGGGGGAGUGUCUUAUGGGGAUCUAA
Messenger RNA from Coregonus sp. 'balchen', 24766 nucleotides. Lineage: Eukaryota; Metazoa; Chordata; Actinopteri; Salmoniformes; Salmonidae. The record is from the annotation of a GenBank genome assembly.